CCCUCCGCAGAUAGAAACUCGUUUUUACUCUUUGAGCACUCACUUACUGAUUCGCCACCUCUCUUGACUGUUUGACUUGGUCUUCUUUUAGAUGCGAGAAAAAGAGAUUUUGAGUCAGUUGGUUAUUUGUUACAGACGUGAACGGUGUUAUUGACUUUGUGCGAGUUCGACGCGCGUUGCGCUCGCUUUGGACUUUAUUAUUAUUUAUUCUUAUAAAUAUAUUUUUUUCUUCUGUGAUCUUCAUUUUGUGUGAUACAUAUAUAUGUGGAUUAUAUUUAUGCUGGAUUUGAGAAGAUGAUUUUCAUUUCGAAAGUUGUAUAACCUCGUAUGAUUUCGUUAUGAUGAUAACGGCAGCCGAACCACCUAUUAUUCUGCGUAAACCUAGAUUGAUUGAGAUUCCUUCACCUCAGUGCACCACCAGUCCUCAUCAUCCUGCAUCUCGCCCUCUCUAUUCACCACUCAGUCCGAGCAGCAACAGCAUGUCACCUAACCCAUAUCCAACCUCAUCUGCACCUUCAUCAGUUGUCUGGAGCAACCCCAUUGAAGUUCCUGUUGACCUGACUGCAGCCCUAAAAUCGAAGGAGAUUUUCCCGGCCAGGAAGCAACGCGAAUUCAUCCCUGAUUCGAAGAAAGAUGAUAGUUACUGGGAUAGGCGAAGACGCAACAACGAGGCUGCUAAAAGAUCUCGUGAAAAAAGGAGGCUCAAUGACAUGGUACUCGAAACCCGCAUGUUGGAACUGACUAAAGAGAACGCUAUGCUGAGGGCCGAGCUGGCUGCUGUAAGGGACAAAUUUGGUUUGCCCCCACAGCAGUUAGUGAAUCCUGAACAAUUGCAUUUGCACAUUCCUUGCCCUACUGUAGAUGUGAGGAAUCGCAGGAGCAAACUCCUCAGCACGCUUUUGCCAAAUUCAGAGUCGGGAGUGAUGAACGGAGCACCAGCUCUGCUUAACCAUUCUCCAACUGCCAACAGUAGUGUUCCAGAGCACCAUGUACACCACAUGAUGCCUCACCUGCACAUGAUGGAUCCUGCUCAAUGGCAGGAGUGCCACGAAACUGCCAUGAAAGAAUCCCAACAGCAUCAUCAAGUAAUGAUGAUGAAUCAUCAUCACCAGCAGGCUCAGCAACAACAUCUUCAUCAACAAGUCAUUCAGCGUUUGAGCGUGAACAGUGCCCCGAAUGAACCCGAUUUUGUAUCGAAUCAUCGUGAUCGUCACCAGCCUGAGGAAGACAACAGAAGAAUAAUCUCACCUCGCGAAUCUCCGCAUCCUGACGAAACUCUUUCAUGGUCAUCCGCAGACGAACCGAUCCAGAGUCAGAUUCAUUCUCAACACUGUCUGCCUCACAAGUUGCGACAUAAGACUUUGAUUGGAGACAAAGAUCAUUUUGUCACUGUUCCUUCAUAUCCUGACAGCGGCCGAAGCAGCGGAAGGGAGGACACUUCUUCUGAUGGAGAUAGCAGCACGGGAGGUGGAAAGGAAUCUCCUGUCCACAAAAUGAAUGAACCUGAUUCAUCCCCCGAUUCAGGACCACCUAGAAAGAUGCCCAGACUGUCCAGACGAAGCAAAGGCGUCAAUUCAGACCUACAGGCGGAAAAUUUCCACCUCAGGUUUGAAUUGAAGAAGCUAGCAUCGGAAGUUGCAGGUCUGAGGGACAUGCUGCUUUGCAACAGGCCACCAUCGUUGGAUAUGCAGACAUCUGUCGAUCCAACCACUCCUCCUCACAGCAAUCGAACGUCACCAAAUAUUAUUGAACCACAAGAACCUCAAACUGUGAAUGAAUGAGGUGAACUUUAAGUGAUACAUUGCAGAACUAUACUGUGAACUCUUUGAGUUACUGUAGCUUUGUACAUGACAAAACUCAGAUUCGUCCACCACGAGUGAUCAUUUGAGCAUUUGUUUCAGAGACUUAUCCAGAUUCGAAGUAGUGCGAACUUUAAAAAAAAAAGCAUUAUAAACUUUUGAAGCAGAAAGACUUUUAUCUGUCAUUUUCAAAAUUGCUUUUGAAAGAUUUGUUUGCUUUGUAUUUUGGAAUCUAGACUUACUAAAAAUGAAGAUAAAAUGUUUUUAAAUUUCACUUGUUUUUCUCAACUUCAUUUGAGUAAAUUUCAGUUCCCAUACUUUUUACUGAACUUUAUAAACCUUAUUAAGUGGCUGAAACAGUACUUACUCUUAGUCUAACCUGAAGCGGUUGACCUGCUAUGUAAACGCACUACUUUUAUAAUUCAUUUUUUUGUGCCAAAAUUGAAAAUGAACUCAGAAAUUUAAAGGUGGACGUUACUGGUAAUAAUAAACUAAGUCAUUUACGUUUUUUUUUCAUACUUUUUCAUUCAGAAGCUUCGUAUUCUGUUUUGUCAUUCAACUUUUCUUUUGUAUGUACACCAGUGACACCAAAGCACUCUUUAAUUACUUACUCUGGAACUUCUCUAGCUUGUUGUAGUGACAAGCAUAUAAUAUUUAAUUAGUAUUAAAAACAUCCGAAUUUUGUAAUUUAAAAAAAUUAUUUCUUUUGUGAUUUUGACAUUUCUCUUUAGAAAGGUGAAUUGUUAAUAAACGUGUGACCAUAUUAUUUAAUGGACCAAAAUGUACUUUUCUGCACAAACUCCUUACAGAAAGUCUUAGUAACUCUUUCUUAUAAUUUAUAGUUAGAUUUUUCUCUUCUCUUUUCUGAUAGAAAUUUAACAUGAAGUAAUUGUUGUGAAUUCCCAUAAGCAUGAAAAUAUCUCAAAUUUCUUAGAAUCUAUAUCAACCUUCAUCCAACCUAAAGUAUUCCCUUUGCUCAAUUGUAUCUUGUGCAUUUUGACAUGAACAACGUUCUUGGGACAUCAGUAUUUUUUUAACAGAAAUAUUCCAGAAUUUUUAUAUAUAUUACUUCAAAUGAAGAAUUCUUUGGGAACAAACUUUUGCCAACUCCAAUGCUACUCAUUUUUGAAAAAAAAUCAUUUUGGUACUUAACGGAACCUCAAUAGGACUGUUUUUAGUAUCUGUGUUAUUUGGAGCUUAAAUGUGGUCAAUAUAAAAAAAAAAUUGCUAACUAAUUUUUUUAACAUUUAUACACAACCUGUGGAAGAAAGGUUGUAUGAAUGAGUAAAAAUUUUAUCAUUUAGUAAUUAAUAGUUAAAGAAUGGAAAGAGAGAAAAACUCCAAUUUACAUUAAUAAAAGAGUUGUAAUUUUUUGAAUGAAUAUUUAAAAAAAAAGGAAUAAAAUAUAUUCAAAUAGUUAUUAAAAAUGUAAAUUUUGAAAAAAAAAAUACUAGAUUCACUUUCCUUAAUAAGUAGCUAGCAAUCUCAGAUGUAUUAUUUGGGUGUAGUAAAUGUACAUAAAAUAGUGAUUUGUUUUAGUUAUUAAUUUGUUGCAUAUGUGACUGUAGCGCCAUCGGUGUUUGUUUAGGAAUUAUAGAUCUGAAAGAGGCAAAAAGGAUUGAAAUUUAAUGUAUGUGAGUUGCUCAGUGUUAAUUUAAGUAAGUGUCUGAAUUAUUGCAUUUGUACUAUAGAUCGUUGUUUGUAAUCUACUAGAUGUGCUAGCAGGCUAUUUCUUUUAAAUUUCAGAGAAUUUUAACUAAGGAAAUAUGUAAGUGGAUCUUUAAAAAACUCUUGCUCAAAUUUUUGAGAGUUAAAGCGUUUCAGAGCUUCUUAUAUACAUAUAUAUAAUUCUAUAUUUCAAAACUCGAAUUUUAUACUAUUUUUAAUUCAUAUUUUUAUCUAAAAAUAGUUCUUAUUUUAUUUAAGCAAAAUUCAUUCUUUUAAUUUUCUAAAAUCAAAUAUUUACAAAAAAAAUUUUUUAAUCUAAAAUUCCAACUCAAAGCAUUAGAAUGAAAGGCUAUAUUGGAAAAGAAAAUAUUCUAGAAUGUUUUUAAAUCCGUGAAACUUUCAUUCUGUGAAUGAAUUUGUUAAUGUUUUCGUCAUCUGCGCACUUUUCACGCGAAAAAACAUUUUUUUUUCGUAAUAAAGCUUAUCUUUUCGAUUAUUUAUUGAACUGUGCUUCUGUUGUUAUAUGCCUAGUCUAGAAUACAUAAAACAGUAGUUUGUAGUGGUCCCAUAAUGUGGAAUGUAGUGUACUGUAUGUCCUUUGCUUCUCUUGUCAUGUGUUAUAUCUUCAAACAUGGAAUGUUUCUGUUCUGUUUGUACUUCUCUCUAAUAAGGUUUAGUCACAUCAGUGACUUUUAACCCUUUAUCUUCCACCCCUUUGUGAAGUGAUGUUGACUAUAAUAAAAUAUUUUAUUAAUGUUAAAA
Argiope bruennichi is the source of this 4229-nucleotide messenger RNA. It is a transcript of the gene vri, whose product is annotated as nuclear factor interleukin-3-regulated protein-like. Gene Ontology annotation, biological process: regulation of DNA-templated transcription; circadian rhythm. NCBI's taxonomy places the organism in Eukaryota, Metazoa, Arthropoda, Arachnida, Araneae, Araneidae. Gene Ontology annotation, cellular component: nucleus. Gene Ontology annotation, molecular function: DNA-binding transcription factor activity; DNA binding. The transcript has 2 exons. Bases 339 to 1781 code for a protein of 480 amino acids. The record is from RefSeq and is a predicted model, not a curated record.